Molecule: messenger RNA, 822 nt
Organism: Ostertagia ostertagi
Lineage: Eukaryota; Metazoa; Nematoda; Chromadorea; Rhabditida; Trichostrongylidae
Source: the annotation of a GenBank genome assembly
AUGUCGUCCAGGCGAGAUAACGAUGAUUCUAUCGGACAGAAUGGAGAGCCGCAGAGUCAACGUUACGAGGAAGAGGAUGUCAUCGACGAGCUGUUCAACAAUGAGAAUGAGGACGUGGAAGAUGAAGAAGGGGAAAACUUGUUUGGAGAUGACAUGGAAAGGGAUUAUCGGGCACAACCUGAACUUGACAUUUAUUCCGAGUCUGGUAUGGACGAUGCCUCGGAUAUAGAUGAAUUAUCGAUAAGUGGAAGGCUAGCCGCUGAAAGAGAAAUGGCACAAAGGGAUCAGAUCCUUGAUGACGAUGCGCUGUUCUACGAAGAAGGCGACGAGGAGCAGAGAAGGCGAAGGAGACGUCGAGUCGCGGCAGAGGAAAGGACUGGAGAAGAUCAGGAUAUGGCGGAGGAAGUUCCCAUCGAUAUCCUGGAAAAUUUGAGGGGCCGAUCAACGAAAGAUCACGUUUCUGAUGAGGCUGUGGCGAGGGAGAUAGAAAGAAGAUUCAAGAACUUCCUCCGCGCAUUCAAAGACCCGGUCACUCGGAAAGCUAAGUACUUGAAGGCUAUGAGUCAAAUGGCCUCCGAGAAUAAGGAGUCAUUGGAAGUCGAUUUUCGUGAUCUAGCAGAUGACAGUGGAGAACCUAACAUUUGCUAUUUCUUACCGGAAGCUCCAGUUCAGGUAUUGAGGAUUCUAGACAAAGCUGCGACGGAUGUUGUUCUAACAAUAUAUCCUUACUAUGGACGCGUAUGUUCGGAAAUAAAGGUUCGUAUAUCUAAUUUGCCAGUUGAAGAGGACAUUCGCAUGCUUACUCGUCAAAUCCACGCUUAA